Messenger RNA from Paramecium tetraurelia, 480 nucleotides. RefSeq lists its product as uncharacterized. Gene Ontology annotation, cellular component: endoplasmic reticulum. The transcript is spliced from 2 exons. Lineage: Eukaryota; Ciliophora; Oligohymenophorea; Peniculida; Parameciidae. Gene Ontology annotation, molecular function: protein disulfide isomerase activity. The record is from RefSeq and is a predicted model, not a curated record. Gene Ontology annotation, biological process: protein folding; response to endoplasmic reticulum stress.
AUGAUUUUAGUACUAUUGGUAAAUCUAAUUUUGGCAACUGGUAAACUAAAGUAACAUCAUUUGAACCAUUAAGUGAUGUUUAAAAGGGAAAAUGAAGUAGUCGUUUUAGAUGCUUCAAAUUUUGAUGCAGCAUUGAUGAGAUUUGAAGUUUUAUUAGUAGAUUUCUAUGCACCAUGGUGUCCACAUUGCCAAAAAUUAAUGCCCUAAUUUGAAGAAGCUGCUAAUAUAUUAAAAUAAAGAAAAAGCAAAAUUAAUUUAGCCAAAGUUGAUUGCACUAAAGAAUCGUUUCUAUGUCAUGAAUCUGAAGUUAGAGGAUAUCCUACUCUUCGAGUUUUCUAUCAUGACAAAAGGUUUCCUUAUCUCGGUGACAGAACCUCACAUGGAAUUGUAGAUUUUAUGGAAAAGCACUUAAAGCAAGAAGAAGAAAAAGAAAAAUAAAUGUUGGGAUAUAGACAUAGACAUUAAGAAGACUUACCUUGA